Molecule: messenger RNA, 791 nt
Organism: Syzygium oleosum
Lineage: Eukaryota; Viridiplantae; Streptophyta; Magnoliopsida; Myrtales; Myrtaceae
Product: non-specific lipid transfer protein GPI-anchored 7
Exons: 3
Coding region: 100-549 (149 amino acids)
Source: RefSeq, a predicted model, not a curated record
UCCCACUCCCCACGUUCCCACUUCCAUACAAGAACGGUAGAACCUCCCCCACCUCCCCACCGUCCCCCCGCCUCCGUCCUCCGCCAAGAACUCGAGACGAUGGCUCGCCGCUGCUCGAUCCCGAUGCCCGUCCUCGCCGCGGCGGUGAUCGCCGCGGCCUUCGCGGGCCGCCUCGCGUCGGCGGAUUCGACGAUGGACUGCAUCAACCGGAUGGUGCCGUGCUACCAGUACCUGAACUCGACCGCGAAGCCGCCGGCGAGCUGCUGCAACCCGCUCAAGGCGCAGGAGGCGGCGACGAUCGCCUGCCUCUGCAACCUGUACAACACUCCCGGCAUGCUCGAAAAGUACAACAUCAACGUCACGCAGGUCCUCCGGGUCGGUCAGGGAUGCGGCGUCAAUGCCACCACCAGCGUCUGCAAAGAGAGCGCUGCUCAGUCUCCCACAUCUCCAGGCGUAGCGGGGAGCAGCGGGCACAACGGCGGAAACAGAGCCUGGACAGGGAUUUCUUGGUUCCUCUUGUCGAUUUGGGCAUCAGUGAUGCUUUAUUGAGACAUGCCGGAAGUACGAAAUGACUGAGUUUGUUGAGCAUUUUGCUUCCGAGGAGCAUCGCAUUUCCUGAGAGCACACAGAGAUUUUCAAUCGGUUUCUUUGUCAGCCUUUGCUCAAACAUUGAUUGUUUAAGUUUAGUGUCAAUGAUGCUCUAUGAUUUCGUCGCAUCAUUUUUAUCACAAACAGAGAGUUUAUCGACUACAUAAAGUCAUGUAUUCCAAUUUUGUUGAUAUAUUUUGUUA